Strigops habroptila (Kakapo) is the source of this 892-nucleotide messenger RNA. It is a transcript of the gene LAMTOR5, whose product is annotated as late endosomal/lysosomal adaptor, MAPK and MTOR activator 5. Gene Ontology annotation, cellular component: lysosome; Ragulator complex; cytoplasm. Gene Ontology annotation, biological process: cellular response to amino acid stimulus; positive regulation of TORC1 signaling. Lineage: Eukaryota; Metazoa; Chordata; Aves; Psittaciformes; Psittacidae. The transcript is spliced from 4 exons. Gene Ontology annotation, molecular function: guanyl-nucleotide exchange factor activity. The record is from RefSeq and is a predicted model, not a curated record. Bases 280 to 582 code for a protein of 100 amino acids.
AAUCCCGAGCGCUGCUGCGUGGCGGGACGGAAACACGAACAAACCACGCUCGGGCGUAUAAAGGUGGAAAAAAGGGAGGAAAACACCCCAAACCCCAAGAACCGCACCAAACAGCAGCCCGGGGAGAGCUGCCUCCGGGGCGCAGUGUCCGGAUUCGCAUCCAGCCCCUGAACUGGCUCAUGUCUGAGCCUGAAGCGGCUGCUUUAUUACCCAGACCCCCGGGAGGCUCCGCGACAGAGGGUCGGGAGCUGCUUGGGGCGCAGCGCGGGUCCCCCCGCCAUGGGGCCGGGCGAGCGGCUCCGCGCUACGAGGCCUUCUGGCCCUGCGGAGCCGCCGUCUCGCAUGAAGAGCCCGGCCGUGGUGGGAGUCCUGUGCACCGACUCGCAGGGGCUCAACCUGGGCUGCAGAGGAACCCUGUCGGAUGAGCACGCUGGUGUCAUCUCUGUGCUUGCCCAGCAGGCAGCCAAGCUCACCUCUGACCCAACCGAUACCCCCGUGGUGUGCCUGGAGUCGGACAGCGGGAACAUCAUGAUCCAGAAGCACGACAGCAUCACUGUCGCAGUCCAUAAGCUGGCAUCCUGACCACCAGGAACCUGUGCAGCGCUUCACUCCCACCCCUGGCCCAGCUCCUCCUCACUGGACAACCACCCUCCUCUGCUGCUCCAGCCCAGAACACGCUUGUAGUACCAAAACCUGGGCUGAAGGCUCUCCCUCUCCACUUACCAGCUCCUUCUGCAGCUCUCGGGGUCUCUAACUCACAUUUUAGCACUUGUGCUGCUGAGGAUGGAACGUGGGUCACUCACCAAGCCUGUGUAAUGAUCAGAUACUACAAGGUGUAUUUGUGUGUGUGGCCUUAGUUGUUGGAGAAAUCAAUAAAUGACCUGCAAAAACA